AUGCAAAUCAACCAGAGUAUUGCUGAGGGUGCUCAGGCCCAGCUUGUACUUGCUACCAUACAUAAUGCAAAGCUACAAGGAGCACUGAAUGAGAAGGAGAAGGGAAAAGGAGUGGAAAAUGCCUGUGAACAGCUCAGACAGUGUAGGGAUGCAAAGGAGAAGGAAGAAAUGCAGGCCUAG
This is a messenger RNA of Fomitiporia mediterranea MF3/22, 180 nucleotides long. RefSeq lists its product as uncharacterized. The transcript is spliced from 2 exons. The record is from RefSeq and is a predicted model, not a curated record. Bases 1 to 180 code for a protein of 59 amino acids. Lineage: Eukaryota; Fungi; Basidiomycota; Agaricomycetes; Hymenochaetales; Hymenochaetaceae.